Chrysoperla carnea is the source of this 2043-nucleotide messenger RNA. It is a transcript of the gene PICK1, whose product is annotated as PRKCA-binding protein. Bases 173 to 1879 code for a protein of 568 amino acids. Gene Ontology annotation, cellular component: synaptic vesicle; neuron projection; postsynaptic density. The transcript has 8 exons. Gene Ontology annotation, molecular function: protein kinase C binding; protein domain specific binding; phospholipid binding. Gene Ontology annotation, biological process: intracellular protein transport; dendritic spine maintenance; regulation of Arp2/3 complex-mediated actin nucleation. Lineage: Eukaryota; Metazoa; Arthropoda; Insecta; Neuroptera; Chrysopidae. The record is from RefSeq and is a predicted model, not a curated record.
UAAUAAUCAAACUACAAUUAAAAAUCCAUUAUUAACAAAUGUUGAACUCGUAGAAAAACCCGGAAGUGCCGCUAUCAGUUUAGGUAAACCAUCGACAUCGACAUCCUGUGAAAUAACAAAUAACAUAGAAACUGAUGAUACAAUAGAAGUAAAUGAAGAUACAGAUGAUAACAUGCUCAACGCUAAUGAUCUUUUGUUAUUUAAGUCAUUACCAGAAUUUGGUAAUAAUUCGAUGGGUGGUGCCAUUGAAAAUACGUUGGGAAUGACAGUCACAUCUGGGAGUGUAGUUAUAAAAAAAGAUGGAACAAAUUUAAUUGGAAUCAGUAUAGGGGGUGGCGCACCCUUAUGCCCUUGUCUUUAUAUUGUCCAAGUAUUUGAUAACACGCCUGCAGCUAAAGAUGGAACAUUACAAGCGGGUGAUGAGCUUAUAGGAAUAAAUGGUCAAUCGGUCAAAGGAAAAACUAAAGUUGAAGUUGCAAAAAUGAUUCAGGCAGCUAAGGACGAAGUACAUAUUAAUUAUAAUAAACUCCAUGCGGAUCCAAAACAGGGAAAAUCAUUAGAUAUAGUAUUAAAAAAAGUAAAACAUCGCCUCGUAGAAAAUAUGUCAACUGCUACAGCUGAUGCCUUAGGACUUUCUAGAGCAAUUCUAUGUAAUGAUACAUUAGUUAAAAAAUUAGAAGAAUUACAAAAUACUGAAAUUAUGUAUAAGGGAUUAGUUGAACAAGUAAAACGUAUGCUUCAAGCUUACGCGGAUACAUUACAAUGCUAUAAAAAUUUUGGUGAUGUAUUUGCUAGUAUUGGUGUAAAAGAACCACAACCUAGAGCAAGUGAGGCAUUUAGAAAAUUCGGUGAACAACACAGACAAAUGGAUAAAGAUGGUCAGAAAAUGUUACAAGCUGUUAAACCUGUUUUAUCUGAUAUGGGAACUUAUUUAAACAAAGCUAUACCUGAUACACGAUUAACGAUAAAAAAGUAUGCAGAUGCAAAAUUCGAAUAUUUAUCAUAUUGCCUCAAAGUUAAAGAAAUGGAUGAUGAAGAACAUAAUUAUGCAGCUUUACAAGAACCAUUAUAUCGAGUAGAUACAGGAAAUUAUGAAUAUCGUCUAAUAUUACGAUGUAGACAAGAAGCUAGAUUAAAAUUCGCUCAAUUACGUUCGGAUGUAUUAGUUAAAAUGGAAUUAUUAGAUAAUAAGCAUGCUGAAGUUGUAUCCCAACAUUUACGUCGACUAUUGACGGGUCUUCAACAAUUACAUAGUGACAUGUUAGAAACUGUUAAUGGUCCAAAACUGUUUCCGGUAGAAGUUGAUUUAAAUCCAAAUGCAUUUCAAUAUAAGAGUACAACACCAUUUGUUCCUGAAACAACUGACGACGAUGAAUUAAUCGAAGCUGAAGAAGCAAAAGAAGAAAACUCAAAUCUACUAGAUAAUGCAAAAGAUUUAAAAUCUAUGGGAAAUAUUAAAAAAAGUGACGACAAUCCAAAUUCAUUAUUAUUGGAUAUGGAACCAUCGACUAGUAACAAUUCAAUACUAAACUCACCCACAUCUAGUACACAUUUAAUUCCCGAUUUAUUUGAUUUUGAUAUGGACAAAAAAUCAAAUAACAAAUCUCAAAAUGUACAGACAACAUCCACACCAACAUCGUCGAAUGGCUCAGUACCCACUCAAAAGACCAAAUCAACAAAGAAUGGUACAAUAGAAUCGUCAAAUAAAAUAGCAAACGACAAUAGUCAAAGUUUAUUAAUUCCUGAUUUAGAAACCUUAAGCAUUAGUCAAGUGGAACCUGAUUAUGAUAGUAUGGAUAAUGCUACGUUACUUGCAGGUUUAAGUUUAAACCCUUCCACAAAUUCGAGCCAUAAUUUAAUAUCUACUUUGGAUAAUUAAAAAUGCAUUUAUUUUUAAUUUUAAUUAUAGUAUAAUAUGCCAAAUCCAAAGAUACCUCGCACAUAAAAGAUUUUAUCCUAAAUGCUAAAACUUCUUUUAUAGAGAAUAGAUGUAAGUAUAUUUUAAGAAAUGCAACCAUAUACACUUUAAUCACUUAAACGAAG